Molecule: messenger RNA, 1023 nt
Organism: Fusarium graminearum PH-1
Lineage: Eukaryota; Fungi; Ascomycota; Sordariomycetes; Hypocreales; Nectriaceae
Exons: 4
Coding region: 1-1023 (340 amino acids)
Source: RefSeq, a predicted model, not a curated record
AUGCAGCGAAGGUUAUGGCUAGUUUCUUUCUUUGUCCAACACUCCCACUGUCUGGUCGAUCCCAUAGGUUCCGCGUCAUCUGACUCAGAACGUCCACCUCGCAUCUAUUUCGCCAUGUUAAUGAUUUCUCAUGAUCUGCUUGAACUGGAUGAUGACCAUCGAAAUGCGUUGGACAGGGCCAUCAGAAACAUGCUCAGCACGAAAAUAGCUCAAGUGGUCUUCGCCCAGAUCUUCAAUGGCCUGCCCACCAAACAGUCCUUGUUGGAAAGUUUUGAUCACGUCGAAGGUCACCCAGUUCAUGAAAUGGGAUACAAAGGCAUCCACCCUAGCUCUUUUGAUAAAGUCCGAACAUCAAUAGGCCGGUUCAAUAUUUUCGAUCUGGACUUUAACCGGAAGGCAAUUGAGUGUUUCCAGAAAGAGUCUGUUGGCUCAGACGCUUUCAGCCUGCUUUUAAUAGAACUUGUCGUUGUUGCCUGCCAUGAAGCCGGCGCCAGAGCUUAUGCCAUUGACGGCGGCGCAUAUAAACACAAGACUUACCAUGAAUGGAGAGAAAGGGUAUUGGUAGCGAAAGGACAGGAUAUUGAAUCUCGGCGAUCUCAUGCAUCCCCUCUCGCUGCAUUCUCUCACCCGGAGUAUCAAUAUCCUGAACAAUACCCAAGAGGAAUCACGGAUGUUGCUGGAUAUUGGGUUGAGUCCAAGAUCUUUGGCGGCGUUGUUCUUUUUGAUCGAGGCGAAACAGAAAACAAAUGCAAGUCGAUGUGGAUUCAUAGUGACUUGAUCAAAGGUCCAAAAACCCUUUACCCGCCAACUCGAAAACAAUUUGACGCCUUGGUAAAAUUUCUUACAACGCCUAUGGAAAGUCAUCCGGAACGUCCACUCCCUAUCCUUGGAACACCUAGCAACCUACCACGGCGGGAUCCCUAUGAUGCUUUUGCAUAUCACCACAUCUUUCGCGAUAGGUUUGAGAGAAAGCUUGACACACUACCACAUCGGCAACAAGACGAACACAGUGACUACAUGUAA